CCGUUUUUGGCGUUCUUCUCAUAGUUUGCGAUAGUUGAAGCGAUACUUGAAAGCUUGCGGGCGGAGAAGGGGGGAAGAGUAGGAAAACGCUAGGGUUUUGGCUUUGCACCGUCGUGGGCGCAAGCUAGAAUCCAUCCUGAAUCCUCAUCUGCUUGUUUUCGAUUCUCCCUCCUUGUUCACGGGCUCGUUUUAGGGUUUACAUCUGAGUUUUAUUUUCUCCUUAUCAAAUUCUUGGUUCUUUUAGCUUGAAUUUGGAUUCGUUCGAGGAAAUGUCAACAGAGAGGAGAAAGAAGGUUAGCUUAUUUGAUGUGGUGGACGAAACUUCUCUCUCUCCGAAUAAAGCUAUAGCUAAUGGCGGCCUAAUGUACAACUCAGCCAUUAAUAGAUGGAACGGCCGGCCUUACUCUCAGAGAUACUAUGAAAUAUUGGAGAAGAGGAAGACACUUCCUGUAUGGUUGCAAAAGGAAGAGUUUUUACAGGCUUUGAAUGUUAGCCAGACCUUGAUAUUGGUAGGAGAAACUGGUAGCGGGAAAACAACUCAGAUUCCUCAGUUUGUUUUGGAUGCUGUUGACUUAGAAACCUCUGACAAACGUAAAAAGACGAUGGUAGCCUGCACACAGCCUCGUAGGGUUGCUGCAAUGUCAGUGUCCCGUAGAGUUGCUGAAGAGAUGGAUGUAACAAUUGGAGAAGAAGUUGGUUACAGCAUCCGGUUUGAAGACUGCAGUAGCUCAAAAACAGUUCUAAAGUAUUUGACAGAUGGUAUGCUUCUAAGAGAAGCUAUGACAGAUCCCCUUCUUGAACGUUAUAGAAUUAUUAUACUGGAUGAGGCUCAUGAAAGAACUUUAGCAACAGAUGUUCUAUUUGGGCUUCUGAAAGAAGUAUUGAGAAAUAGGCCUGAUCUGAAACUCGUAGUGAUGAGUGCAACCCUUGAGGCCGAGAAAUUUCAAAAUUACUUUAAUGGUGCACCUCUUAUGAAAGUUCCAGGAAGGCUUCAUCCAGUGGAGAUUUUCUACACACAAGAACCUGAGAAGGAUUACCUUGAAGCCGCAAUUAGAACAAUUGUGCAGAUACACAUGUGUGAGCCUCCUGGUGACAUCCUUGUUUUUCUUACUGGAGAGGAAGAGAUUGAAGAUGCCUGCCGGAAAAUAACAAAAGAAAUUGCAAAUAUGGGUGACCAAGUGGGCCCAGUGAAAGCAGUGCCUCUGUAUUCGACACUUCCUCCAGCUAUGCAGCAGAAGAUUUUUGACCCUGCUCCACCACCACUGAAGGAGGGUGGCAUUCCUGGGAGGAAGAUUGUAGUGUCAACCAACAUUGCAGAAACUUCUUUGACUAUUGAUGGUAUUGUUUACGUCAUAGACCCUGGGUUCGCCAAGCAAAAGGUUUAUAACCCACGGGUGCGAGUGGAAUCUUUGCUGGUCUCCCCAAUAUCAAAAGCAAGUGCGCAUCAGAGAUCAGGGCGUGCCGGAAGAACUCAACCUGGAAAAUGCUUCAGACUCUACACUGAGAAAAGUUUCAACGGAGAUCUCCUGCCACAGACUCACCCUGAGAUACUGCGGUCUAAUCUGGCAAACACAGUUCUGAGCUUGAAGAAGCUUGGAAUUGAUGAUCUUGUGCAUUUUGAUUUUAUGGACCCUCCUGCUCCGGAGACAUUAAUGCGGGCUCUGGAGGUCUUGAACUACUUGGGUGCACUGGAUGAUGAUGGGAAUUUAACCAGUUUGGGGGAAAUCAUGAGUGAAUUUCCUUUGGAUCCUCAAAUGUCAAAGAUGCUUGUUGUUAGUCCUGAAUUUAACUGUUCAAAUGAAAUCCUUUCUAUCUCAGCCAUGCUAUCAGUACCCAAUUGCUUUGUCCGGCCUAGGGAGGCUCAAAAAGCUGCAGACGAAGCGAAAGCUCAGUUUGGCCACAUUGAUGGAGAUCAUCUGACACUUUUGAAUGUGUAUCAUGCAUUCAAGCAAAACAAUGAAGAUCCUCAAUGGUGCUAUGAAAAUUUUAUCAAUCAUAGGGCCCUGAAGUCUGCUGAUAAUGUCAGGCAACAGUUGGUUCGCAUUAUGGCGAGGUUCAACCUCAAGUUAUGCAGCACAGAUUUCAGCAGCCGUGGCUACUAUAUUAACAUAAGGAAAGCUAUGCUGGCCGGGUAUUUUAUGCAGGUUGCUCACCUUGAACGUGCUGGUCACUAUUUGACUGUGAAAGACAAUCAGGAAGUUCACCUUCAUCCUUCUCACUGCCUGGAUCACAAGCCAGAGUGGGUUAUCUACAACGAGUAUGUGUUAACAAGUCGAGAAUUUAUCCGUACAGUUACUGACGUUCGUGGGGAAUGGCUGGUUGACAUAGCUCCUCACUACUAUGACCUUGCCAAUUUCCCCCAAUGUGAGGCAAAGCGUGUUCUUGAGAGGCUUUACAAGAAGCGUGCGAGGGAAAAUCGCUGAAAUUACUUUCUGGAUGCUGGGAGGCUAUAUCUUGGACAUGGAAGUUGGCAGCUAUUGUGUCCAUUUGCACCUCUAUUUUAAGAACCAAGGUAAUUGAGAAAAGCCCAGCAGCGGAAAAUGGAGAAAUGUGUGAUUGAUGGGUUUCUCCCUAUAGAAGCUCGUGGAUCCUCGGAGUCGCAGGUCACAGAUUAUAUAAUUUAAGCAAUUAUUUUCUUGUAAUACAACCUUCUACUCAAUAUAAAACUUAAUGUGUUCAAUUGAUGCCCGUGAAUCCAUUGUUGUAAGUCAUGGUCCAUUCUACAUGUUAACAACUCUGGAAAAAUGCUUUUUUGUGUGCAGACAUGAACUUCAAUGUGGAAGAAAUGAAAAUUGAGGAAUAUCUUCAUACUUUUUAA
Molecule: messenger RNA, 2818 nt
Organism: Macadamia integrifolia
Lineage: Eukaryota; Viridiplantae; Streptophyta; Magnoliopsida; Proteales; Proteaceae
Product: probable pre-mRNA-splicing factor ATP-dependent RNA helicase DEAH2
Exons: 7
Coding region: 270-2423 (717 amino acids)
Cellular component (GO): intracellular anatomical structure
Molecular function (GO): RNA helicase activity; ATP binding; RNA binding
Source: RefSeq, a predicted model, not a curated record